This is a messenger RNA of Morus notabilis, 357 nucleotides long. Its product is annotated as S-protein homolog 5. Lineage: Eukaryota; Viridiplantae; Streptophyta; Magnoliopsida; Rosales; Moraceae. The transcript has a single exon. The record is from RefSeq and is a predicted model, not a curated record. The coding region runs from base 1 to 357 and encodes 118 amino acids.
AUGAAAAUCUUGGCAAGCUAUGUUGUUUUACUCCUUGCAUUGGUUUUGUCCAGGGGCAUCUCACCUGUGAACGCCGAGCACCAAGUGUAUAUUACUGUUCACUGCGCGUCGAAAGACACUGAUCUCGGUACUCAUAAGCUGACAUUUGGAGGUAAUUUCCACUGGAGCUUCAACGUCAACUUCUGGAGGACCACUCUUUUCUAUUGUGACAAGAGCUGGGACAAUGUGAAAGGGCAUUUCGAUGUGUUCAUGGCAAAAAGAGACACCCAUAGGUGCGCCGAAGACGAAUGCUUUUGGGAAGUGAAGAAAGAUGGCUUGUAUCUCUAUAUUUGGGAGCAUGAUGCGUAUGAGUUGUAG